CUUGUCAGUCAGGGGGUAGAGUCUAAGUGGUGAGGAGUGGAACCGUUGACCGGUUGUGCAGCUAACACCAUGGUUGACACACGUGGAGCGAAGAGUACUACCCCUUACACCCAGGCUCAGGAGGAGCAAUUCGCUGCUAUUCUGAGAGAGAGAAGAGAGGAGGAGGAGAAGGAGGUCCUCAAGCAAGCGAAGUUGAAGGCGAUCGCUGAGGAGCAGGCGGCGAAGAAGAAAAAGUUGGAGGAGGAGAUGUUGAGAUUGCAAAAGGAAGAGGAGGAGAAAAGAAAGGCUGUUGAAGAAGAAGCGGCAGCAGAGGAGGAAGAAGUCGAAGAAGAACCCCUCGAAAGGAGGCGUAGGGGAGGAAGAGCGGAAAGCAAUGACACGAAGGGAGAAGAUGCGUGGAUGGAGAAAAAGAUUAGCGAGUGGGUAGCUAAUUUAUCCCUGGAAGAGGAUGAGGAGGCAGUGUUGUACGUGCCUCAGGAGGAGAAAGAAGCAUUCACUAGGGAGUUGGACGCGAUGGAGGACCCUCUGGAUCGCCAGACAGCAGAAGAUGAAAAGAGAUUAGAGUGGAAUUUGCGGCUGGCCAGAGAGAAGAAGAGGAGGAGGGAGGAAGCCAACCGGAUGGCUAGAGAGGUGGAAAAAGCUUUUCUGACAAAGCCGAAGCUCACUCCUCGACAGGCUCGCUGGUGGCGCGAUCUAUCCGAGUUUAGUUUCACCACUGAGCACAUCAAGGGUGAGACUAAUCGGGUCGCAGAUGCCCUAUCCCGGUGCCCUGACCACGACCAGGAGCACAUCCAGCUCUCUUCCAUCUCGGUAAGCACCGUCCACCACUCGGUGAUCGACGAGUUUCGCACUCAGUACCGCCACUGCCCCGACUAUCGCGACAUCCACGCGACCCUUCGGAGUGGCAAGACCGUCCCGAACUACUCUCUCGGGGACAACGGUCUUGUGUACUGGCACGGUUCACAGGGCAYGAGAGAGCCCCGUAUUUGUGUUCCCUCCACUGGACAGCUACGUGUCCGAGCAGUAGCAGAGUUCCAUGACCAGGCAGCUGCCGGUCAUUUGGGCUUCCACAAGACGUUGGCUCGGGUGAGCCGCCUGUACGUCUGGCCGAAGCGCAAGGACUUUGUGAAGGACUACAUCGCAGAGUGUCCCACCUGUCAGGAGGUGAACAGUGGUUUGCUCCAGCCUCUUCCUAUCCCUGAGGGUCGUUGGCAGUCCAUCUCGAUGGACCUUAUCGGUCCUCUUCGACCUCCGACUCCCCGCGAUCAUGAUGCUAUCCUGGUCGUCGUCGACCGCUUCACGAAGCGUGCACGCUUUGUUCCGUGCCGCUAUGCCAUCAAUGCACGUGAGGUCGCCGACAUCGUAUUUGACCGAGUCGUGCAUGACCACGACUUACCUCUGAGCAUCAUAUCUGACUGUGACCCGCGCUUUACCAGCCGAUUCUGGCGACGGCUCCACGAGGUGUACGGCACUCAGCUCCGCUUCUCCUCGUCUUACUAUCCUCAGACUGAUGGUCAGACCGAGAUCACGAACAGGACUCUCGGGGAUAUUCUCCGAAAGAUUGUUCGUGACGACCAGCAGUGGGAUCUCCAUCUUGCCCACGCGGAGAUAGCCUACAACCACGCCGUCUCGCCAGCCACGGCUACAACCACGCCGUCUCGCCAGCCACGGCUACAACCACGCCGUCUCGCCAGCCACGGGGAUGUCGCCUUACUAUUGCGACCUCGGCUAUCACCCGCGUAUCUGUCCUUGCCAUUUGUCGUCACCACGGACGCCGGUCAGUAUGAUAUAGGUGCCAUGUUACAGCAGAACGACGACAACGGCUACAGACCCGUAGAGUUCAUGUCAACGAGUAUGCCCUCAGAGAAGGUCGCUACCUCGGCGUACGAGAGGGAACUCUACGCUUUGAGGCAGGCCUUAGACCACUGGAAGCAUUACCUGCUUGGGAGGCACUUCAAGGUGUAUUCAGACCACGAGACUCUUAGGCGGUUGAAGACACAAGCCAAGAUGACACCUAAGUUGACUAGGUGGACCGCUAAGAUAGACCAGUAUGACUUUGAGCUCAAGCCUGUCAAAGGCAAGUACAAUGUAGUUGCGGAUGCUCUAAGUAGGAGAUCAGACUACUUUGGAGCUAUAGUUCACUAUCUGGACAUAGGGAGUGACCUGCAGGAGAAAGUUAGACAGGCGUAUGCGCAGGACCUUAUUUAUAGCGACCUCCUCGAGAGAGUCAAGGAGGCCCCAGAGAGUGAACCAGAUUACAGCACUACAGAGGGGUUGUUAUUUGAGAAGACCAAUGUCGUAGACCGUCUGUGCGCUCCCAACAGCGAGGAGAUCCGUAGUCUGAUCCUAGGGGAAUGCCACGAUACAGAGGGACACUUCGGAGAUUCAGUGUCCAUUGACUUUAUGGACGCCGACGUCAAGAGCAAGCACGACAAGAGCCAAGUCAUGGUCAUAGUUGAUAGAUUUAGCAAGGCUUCGAAGAGCUCUUGCUCUGAGAUUGGGGCGUCCAACGCUGUGGCUUGUUCUGUUGCGAUAGUCUUAUCCAGACCCGUAGAGUUCAUGUCCGCUAGGAUGCCUUCAGAGAAGGUUGCGACAUCUACCUAUGAGAGGGAACUCUACGCUCUCAGGCAAGCAUUAGACCACUGGAAGCACUACUUACUUGGGAGGCACUUCAAAGUCUAUUCUGACCAUGAAACAUUACGAUGGUUAAAGACACAGGCCAAGAUGACACCUAAGCUUACUAGGUGGGCCGCAGAGAUAGAUCAGUACGACUACGAGCUCAAGCCUGUUAAAGGGAAGUACAAUGUAGUCGCGGAUGCUCCGAGUAGGAGAGCAGAUUACUUUGGGGCAAUAGUACAUUACCUCGAUAUAGGAAAGGAUCUGCAGCAGAAGGUUAGAGAAGCCUACGCGCAGGACACUAUCUAUGGUGAGCUCCUUACGAAAGUCAAGGAGGCCCCAGAGACCGAGCCGAACUACCGCACUAAUGGAGGGUUGCUUUUUGAGAAGACUAAUGUUUUUGACCGAUUGUGCAUCCCCAUUAGCGAAGAGAUCCGCAGUCUGAUCCUGGGAGAAUGCCAUGACACGGAGGGUCAUUUUGGUUGGCAAAAGACCUUAGCCAAUCUGAUGCGCACGUAUACCUGGCCAGGGAUGAAGAAUGACUGCGUAGAGUAUGUUCGCAGUCGUAAGGAGGAGGCGGGGAAGCUCAUUCUAGAGAACGAGAGGUUCAAUAUCUGGAGCGAGUUGGAAUCGCUGGUCAAUAUGUUUGCAGUUCAAUGUGAGCGCAAGGGCCUUGAGAUUUUGCUAGACCUGGCAGAUGACGUCCCAGAAAUAGUGAGAGGUGACCAAGCACGUCUUCUUCAGAUCUUCUCCAACCUUAUUGGAAAUGCCAUCAAGUUCACAUCAUCAGGGCAUGUGGUAGUGCGUGGCUGGGUGGAGGACGUUGAGCACAGUGAGGCAGACACAGAGAGGGUACCAGCACUGGAGGGAUCUCAGGAUGAUGUGCCAGCAAGUUAUCAUCCUCAGAUGCUUAAGACACCUCCAAAAUGCUGCCUAACAACGUGGUUGCUGAUGACAUGUCGGCGGGCAUUGGAUAUUACCAGCAAACAAUUAUUGCUAAACAGAUGCAGAACAAAGAGAAGAGAGUCUGGAUUCGAGCCUCAGUGCAUCUUCUCCAACUGGAUUGCGGGUCGAGUUGAAAAGGACACCAAACGCUCCACCAGUUCAGGAACUGAAGGUGCUUCGAUGCACAGUAGAAGUCAUGUGAUAGACUUGGGUUCUGGCCAUGACGAUGCCAUCACUUCUCGUAAAACUGUUCUCAUCUUUGAGGUAGAAGACACCGGACCUGGCGUGCCAGAAGAACUGAGGGAGAGAAUCUUUGAGGGCUUUGUGCAAGGAGAUGCUUCCAUUACACGAAACGAACGAGAAACGCCCUCGGCUGGUCCACCUCUACGAUUGCAGCUGAUUAGCUUUCGUAUUGUCGACGAUAGCUCGGCAGGGAUACGCCCACCGAAGGGAGGUGACAACUUUCGUAAGGUGGAGGUAAGUCGCGCCUCUCGUAGGCCCUAUUCUGUCGUAGGGGCUUGCGAGAGGUUUGGCGGAACGGGGCUUGGUCUACAUAUAGCUCGUUCUCUGAUCCGAAGAAUGGGAGGGUCUAUUGCGGUGCGAGAGAAGUCAGGACGCGGUGCUGUAUUUAGAUUUCACGUCCAGCUCAACCUCGAUGAUCCACAUGAGGAAGAUCCAAGCUUUACCACUCUGCAAGACUUCAAGAGCAGGCUCAGUGCUGUGAAGAGUACACAAACGUUUAAGAAGACGAGGAUGGUUCUUGUUAUGUGCGACUCGCUCAUGCAAAGGAAAGCUUUUGCAUGGAUGACAAACAACAUGGUCAAGGUGGAGCUGAUUGAUACAUGGAACAGUCUUUUGGAGAGGGUUGGGCAGUACAAAAGAGGCAGAAGAGGAAAGGGCAGAAUGCCAGAUUUAGGUGAAAAGGGGGCUGCAUGGUGGACAGUCCCUGUGAGCCGAGGAGAUCAAGCUGAGGCACAGUCAAUGAGUGGUUCAAAUGUGCAUGGUGUUAUAAAAGAGGCUGUGACAAGGGAUUACAAAGGAGAGGAACCAGAAGCAGAUGCAGCAGGAUAUUCUGAUGCAGAACGGUGUAGACAAGGAAUGGCGCCGACAGUGAGCAUCAGAGACUCUGCGCAAGGAUUAACAAUCUGUCCGCAAGGCAAUGCUGAGUUCAACGACCAGGGCAGCUGUGAACCGGUCCAUUGUCCAUUAACUGACAAGGCAUUGUCAGACUCUAAUAUCGAGCAGCAGGUGCAGGCAGUGCACUUGAUCAUAAUGAUUGAUAUCAACAGAGUUCCGAACGGAGAAGACUUGGAGUUGGAGGACCUGAAAGACUUACUCAAGGUGUUGGGGAGUCGUUGUGUAGAAGAUGGAAUGCCACACGGACAGGAUUCUCCAGCAGUUGGCAUUUCAUCUGACAAACUAUCUGCAUUGCCCAUAUCUCACACAGAAAAAAAUUCUACUAGUGAAGAUUUGGGAGGUUGGACGACUACUUUGCCAACCAAGGAUCGGUGUCAGAUUUCAACAUCUGAAAUGGUACAGCAAGCUGGAAAGGAUAGGUCUCAGGCGCCAAGCUCAAGUGCAGACGGAAGCGGUGCCUUGACACUCGAGAUGGUGCAGCGCACCAGAAUGGAUCCCUUAGGAACCUCAGAAGAGUAUGUCUCGAGUGAAGACUUCAAGACAUUGGCCUCAAAGGCAGGGGGCUGUCCUCCUGUUACAAAUGCCCAAGUUUGUUCUGUCGGAGUUGACGAAAAAUUCAGUGAAUGCAAUACCUUCAGACGAGGCAUCCCUCUUCACGAUGAGACGCUUGAGAGAGAUGAUUUGAGAAGUGGGGAUCAUGAUGAUAUGCUUGAGAGAGAUGAUUUGAGAAGUGGAGAUAAACAUAACCAAUAUAGACCUUGUCCAGCCCAUUUGGGAAGUAGAUAUGAAUCGCACCUGUGUGCACCUGCUCCAGCCCAUUUUGGCACUGGGUAUAGAGGUCACGUAUGUGGCCCUUGUGGGACUCUUUCAGAAACCGAGUAUGGACUCGACCCAUGCGGAGGCGGUCCAUCUGAUUUGGAACCUAUGUAUGGCUAUGAUGAAACUUCUCCGGCUGGUGGUCCAUCUCAUCUACUCCUGGAAAGACCUGGUUUGGGAACUGGGUAUGAUACAUCAGAAGCCUUAAUGGAGGACGCCACGAGAACUGUACAGACUGAUUCUAUAAUUCUUUCAACUGUGAGCAAAUCAGAUGCAACUUCAGUUGCACCUUUGCGUGCUGCAACUGAGGGAACCUGCAAAGAACCUGAAAUUCUGGCAGAAGCUGAGUGCUGUGUUAAGUCUGUUGUUCUGAUUUGGCUUGUCCCAGCGACAGCCACCACCAAUGUCCGUGCAAAGAUACGACAGUUCGGCAGAUGGGCUUCCAGCUUGCAGCACGAGAUCCCUGUGAAGUGGCACAUCAAGAGCAAGCCCUUGCAUUCAAGGGAGAUGCUAGAGAUUCUGGAAAUGGCAACCGAUGAGGGACCGUCAGAAUCAAUUGUGAUGGCUGGUCAGCAGGAGAUCGAAGAGGCGCUUGACAUGGACAGUGCGGUUGCUGAGAAGAGCAUUCACAACAAAACAGCUCCUUCUAGUGUACACGGUCGCCGGCGUCAGAGCAUGGGAAGCAUAUUCAGGACUGGUUCUAUACAGGAUGAUGAUGUCAGUUACUUAACAAAUCGUAUUCGCAUUCUUGAUGGUUACGAGGUCGAGUAUGCACCUGACAGCAUGUUAGACGUGGCACUUGCUUCACCAAUCUGUACCUGGCGUGACAGAGUUGGAUCCUCCGAAGUGGACCGUCCGUUCAUGGAUGUACCCACUGACCAUUUGAUUACAGGCUCUUGGCAAGCAAAUGCCAGUGUUACAAGAUGGGACGAGAGCGCAGAUGACACAAGGUCCCAGCCAGUCAGUCCUGGAUUUGAACCUUCCGCUAACGAUUAUGACAUCCGGUCAAAGAACAGCAUUGACAUACGGGAGAUUCAUGGCCCAGGGGUGGAACCCCCGGUGCCUCCGGAGCCUGGAAGUAAUCCCCAAGCUCGACUGCCAAGACCUUGUAGUCCUCUGGAAAAGAGUACUGAUGUGGAGGCUGCAAGUUCGAGAUCUACCAAUGGUUGCUUGGCGGGUGAGGAACACAGAACACGGACUAAGUAUUUGGUCCUUCCAUUAGGUUCUCAGAGAAGCAGGAUGAUUGAUGUUGAUGACUGGGGGAUGAGUGAUCCCGUGGACAGGCGUAAGUUGUAUUUCGUGUGUGGUCCUUGUGAAGACACACACAAACUUCAGAUUGGAAGUGUGGCAGAGGGAAGCUCGGCGAAACAUGCUGGGAUAACUAUUUCUGUCAUGUCUGAAAGAGGGAAACAAUUCCCUGCAGUUGAGGGCAUUUCAGCCGAUGGUAACAGGAAAGAACAUUAUGAUCCCAUCAGCAAGAUGCAAAGCGUUGCUGAGAUGCAUCCUUCUGCUCUCGCCCAGGGGGACAAAGCCAGUGGACAUUUUGGAGGGAUGAGCAGUUCUGAAGCACUCAUGAGAAGAUGUUAUGGGCAAAGGGAAUUCCCUAUGAAAGGAUCACUUACUUCUGUCUGGAAACCGAGAGCUUCUGAGGGGACUUUGCAUGGCGCUCAAAUGGGCUGCAUCGUAGAGGAGAAGUCUGUUGCAAACAGAGAGACACAAGUGAGCUUACCAUCAUCAGGGAUGGGGGAGGAAGGAAUAGAUUAUCAAUGGAAGCUGCCAACCUCGGAUGUAGAAGAUCACAGAAGACUAACGCGUGAUGUCAGCCAGAGAUGGUCAUCGACUCCAGGACCAACUUCUGGGACAACCUUUCAUCCACCUUCUCACAUUGCAGAAACGCAUGAAAUGCAGAAGCUGGGAGAUCCACACACAUCUGAAGGUUUCCUCAAACGAGAUGCAAACUGGGAAACACACAGGAUAAGGAACAGCAAAGGCAAGGAAAGAAUACUUGGUUCUCCCGAUGCCGGUUUGACUUCGGGUCCAAAGGAAGAUCCUGUUCCAUUUCGGACUAAUGUCCCUUUCGGUCCACCAUCUGAUCCUGCACCAUCUCAAUCGUGCCCUGAUCCAUUACAUGAUCCUGGACUGUUUCAAUCAUGUGUUGUUCCGUUACAUGACCCGAGACCUAAUGCAUCUCAGUCUCAUGUUUCUUCUGGUUCAUUAUCUGAUCCUGGAACAUCUCAGUCACAUCCUGGUCCAUCACAUGACCGUAGACAAUUCCAAUUACACCCUGCUCCGCUCCGUGACCCCGGAUCAUCUCGAUCACGCCCUGACGUCACGCACCAGGCCCGUUGUACAUGUCCUCAGGAAGAGGAUAGGACACUUGGUUCUGCCUGUGGCACUGCGCCUUCUGGUCCAUUGCAUGGUCCUGAACCACCUGAAACCAUGAGCCAAGGGGGUCAAACACAUCCUCAUCCAGAGAAGCCCCUCAAAGGAAUGGAGGUGCUGGUUGCAGAAGACACUGGACUCCUUCGCAAACUUCAAGUGGCCAUGCUCCAAAGACUUGGUGCGAAAGCAAUUGGUGUGGAGGAUGGCAAGAAGGCAGUCGAAGCUGUCUGUGAGAGAGCUGCUGCUGGUCAAGCUAUGAAAAUGCAAUUCGACCUCCUGCUAAUGGACUGCCAGAUGCCAGUGUUGGAUGGUUAUUCGGCCACUCGAGCGAUACGAGAAAUGGAGCAGAAGCAGGAGACUGCAGAGCCCCAUCAUUUGCCGAUCAUUGCACUGACUGCACAUGCCAUGAAGUAUGAUGAAGACAGAUGUCUUAAUGCAGGCAUGGAUGCCUACUUGAUGAAACCGAUGAAAGUAGAACAAUUGUUGAAAGCAAUCAAAAGAGUUUGUCCUCACUUCAUUUAAUGUAUAUAACAAGAAUCAUGAGACCACCUCCAUGGGGUUUGUCGUAAAUUUUUCACUCUGCUGACUCUGCUGUUACUUG
Molecule: messenger RNA, 8497 nt
Organism: Chara braunii
Lineage: Eukaryota; Viridiplantae; Streptophyta; Charophyceae; Charales; Characeae
Source: the annotation of a GenBank genome assembly